Molecule: messenger RNA, 1290 nt
Organism: Salvia splendens (bonfire salvia)
Lineage: Eukaryota; Viridiplantae; Streptophyta; Magnoliopsida; Lamiales; Lamiaceae
Product: Transmembrane amino acid transporter family protein
Exons: 3
Coding region: 1-1290 (429 amino acids)
Biological process (GO): amino acid transmembrane transport
Cellular component (GO): vacuolar membrane
Molecular function (GO): L-amino acid transmembrane transporter activity
Source: RefSeq, a predicted model, not a curated record
AUGACGGAGGAAGAGCGGAGGAGCGCAAUCGACGACGGGGAAAGUUGUUUCGAAGAAGACGAGAAGGCCCGUGGCGAUGAUCGAACUACGGGCUCUUUUCUUCAUGCAGUCAUCAACAUGCUUGGAAUGCUCAUUGUAUUUGUGGCAGGCUUGGGACAACUCUCAACUCCCUAUGCAUUGGAAAAUGGAGGGUGGGCUUCAACAUUCCUACUAGUAGGAAUUGGAUCAGUGUGUGCCUACACUUCCUGCCUACUUGGGAAAUGCAUGCACAAAAACCCUAAAUCAAGAGACUACAAAGACAUAGGGCAUGAUGCAUUUGGAUCAAAAGGAAGAAUCAUAGCAACUACUUUCAUCUACCUAGAGAUUUUCAUGGCCCUUGUCUCCUACACCAUCUCACUCCACGACAACCUCGCCAACGUCUUCACCGCCUUCACUCUGAGCUCGGCCCAUCUCUCCGCUUCUCAGCUGUUGGUGCUGAUCGCUGUCCUGGUCGCCCUUCCAAGCUUGUGGCUAAGGGAUCUUUCCUCUAUCUCUUUCCUCUCGAGUGCAGGCAUCCUCCUCUCUCUUCUGAUCUUCACGAGCGUGGCCUACACCGCGGUUUCUGGAGCCAUCCGAGCUCACCGCUACAUUCCAGUUCUGCACCUCAGUAAAAUUCCUGCAAUUUCAGGGCUCUAUAUGUUCAGCUUUGCUGGUCACAUAGUUUUCCCCAAUCUGUACAAUUCCAUGAAUGAUCCUUCCAAAUUCACCAAGGUAUCCAUUGUGAGCUUCUCAAUGGUAACAGUGAUGUACACAGCAUUAGGGUUCAUGGGAGCCAAGAUGUUUGGCCCUCAGGUGAGUUCACAGAUCACUCUCAGCAUGCCUCGCAAUCUUGUCGUCACGAAGAUUGCUCUGUGGGCGACUGUGCUCACGCCCAUGACAAAAUACGCGCUUGAAUUUGCGCCAUUUGCCAUGCAGCUUGAGCAAAGCCUCCCCCCCUCAUUCAAAUCCAGAACGAGGAUGAUCAUACGGGGUACAGUGGGCUCGAUUCUACUGCUCACCAUACUCGUGCUCGCCCUCUCUGUGCCAUACUUCGAGCACGUCCUCAGCCUCACAGGCUCCCUAGUCAGUGUCGGAAUUUGUAUAAUUUUUCCAUGUGCUUUCUACACCAGGAUAUUCUGGAGACAGAUUUCGACGCCUCUGAUGCUGUUUAAUCUGAUGAUCAUAGCAUUUGGUGCGACUUUGGGAGCAUUCGGAACCUUUUCAUCUUCGAGAUCUCUCAUCAUAAGUUUACAGAGAGGGCAUACUUCCUAG